AUGCCGAAAGUUGUUUCUCGCAGCAUUGUGUGCUCCGAUACAAAGGAUCAGGAGGAGUACAGUGAGGAGAAGCCGCUUAACAUAUACUACUGCCUAUGCAAUAAAAUGGCGCUGAUUUUGGAUUGCACCCUGGAUCAGUUGCCGUUGCGAGAAUUGGACAAUGCCCGAGUAAUAAAUGCCAACGAGCACGCCAACAAGCUGACCUACAAUCCAAAACCAAAAGUACUCUACAUUCGCCGCAAGGGCAGGGGCAACGCGAUAGAGAAACAGUUCCGUUAUAAGUGCCGCAGCUGCGAUCUUCCACUUUACUACCGACACAAUCCGGACUCCCAUGUCACCUUCGUGAUGUUCAAUGCUCUGGUUAACGCCAAGAACGAUCAGCCGCUGGCUCAGCUGCUGGGCGCAGAGGCAAGAAACAAAGCCAAGCUGGCGUCUGCUGCCUCAGCGCCGGCUGUCGGAGGUGAGGAUUCCGGUAUAGUCGAUGCCAGUGGAAAGAAAGUCAUGGUCACGCGGCACACAAAGAAUAUGGGCAAAUUCAGCUCCGUGACAGUGUCCACCAUAGACGAAGAGGAAGACGAAAUUGAAGCGCGCGAGAUUGCCGAUAGCUAUGCCAAUAAUGCGCGCAUCAUUGAGAAGCAGUUGCAACGCAAAGGAGGAAAACUCAGCGACGUGGGCGUCAGAGGAAAGACGGAGGACGCGCCUCCACCUCAGAAAAAACAGCGGGGCACUCUGCUGGAGAGAUAGCUCUAUGUAUUUGUAUAGAAUAUCUCUUAUCAUGCAUAUGUAUUAUGUGCUGAUGCUGAUAAAGAGGACCCUUUAUAAAUAAAACGGCGAGAACUAAUUAAU
Molecule: messenger RNA, 846 nt
Organism: Drosophila guanche
Lineage: Eukaryota; Metazoa; Arthropoda; Insecta; Diptera; Drosophilidae
Product: UPF0428 protein CG16865
Exons: 4
Coding region: 1-744 (247 amino acids)
Source: RefSeq, a predicted model, not a curated record